Babesia bigemina is the source of this 1920-nucleotide messenger RNA. RefSeq lists its product as hypothetical. Bases 1 to 1920 code for a protein of 639 amino acids. The transcript has 2 exons. The record is from RefSeq and is a predicted model, not a curated record. Lineage: Eukaryota; Apicomplexa; Aconoidasida; Piroplasmida; Babesiidae.
AUGGAAACUGGCCCGGUGUGCGCGGUAUCCGGUGCCCCCAAUGUGGGCGGCACGUCUGGGAAGGACAAAAGCAUCCCUGCGAUCGAUCUCAUAAACGCCGCCGUCGCUACCGACUGGAAGCGACUCGAGCGUGUCGCGGCUCCGACCGGCCGCUCCGCCAAAAAGGCUCGCAACGUUAUGGCAGACAUGGCUUCCGUUUUUUCCUCCAACCUCUGGGCCUACAUUCAGCCCAACACUGAUGUCCCCGCAAACUGCGCGUCGGGUCCGGGGUCAAGGACUGCGGGGGAUCAGGGUUCGUCCCCAGCGUCAAACACCAGGUCACGUGAGCGGUCUUGCAAGGCUUCAAGGGCUUCCGGCAACGCUUCCAACCACAUGGCUAUGAAAAACGCUGCUGGAGCACCGGUGGGUAUGGGUCUUGACCGUCUGUUUGGGAAAUCUAACUCGAAAAGUCACCUGUUCAACUUCGGCGAUGCGACUUCUAGUCUUGGGUUGAAAUCUUCGCUUGACGGCGCCUUGCUAUCGGAGGAUCGUUCAGGUGUGGAUUCGCAGUAUACGACGACCACGCUUGAAGAUUUUGAGCGUUUGUCUCCUUGCUACGCGGAAUCUGUGGGGACUGAUUUCCCAAGUGACGUGGAGGACCUGAAGCCCACCAUGGCAGACUCAGCGCCUCCGAACUCUUUGCAUAGCCCGAUGAAUGCUUUACGGCAAAAGUGUGAGCAAUUCUUUGAGCACCACGGUCUGGUGGUGAAGGUUCGCAAAUUACCUGCCGAGGGCAGUGUUAGGCGCCGCGUCAACGGAAAUGCCGACUGCAAUGCCAAGGAGGAAUUGUGCUACCCCGCCUACCACUUUAUAUCUCGCCAGCGAGCGCACAUGGUAGAGCAGCUGAUGCGUUCACGCUCUUUUUUGAACACCCGCUAUAACAACAGCAGCGAGAUGCGCAAUGCCUUGUCCCCCUUCCCGCUGAUUGAGCUGCGCGAUGGUACUGUAAAGCAUCUUGAGAGUCUGCGCGACGACCUGUGCGACCCGGAGUUCACUGGUAUCUUCGUUUCGGUCAGCACCAAGGCGUUUGUCAGCGAGAGCGAAUUCGGUCGUGUGCGCCGCACCAAGACGGUGGCAUGGGCUUUGAUUGAGCUCCUGACCAGCAACGAGCGCUGCCUGCGUAGUUUGUGGGUUCAUUCCGCCAUCUCGGCACCGGCCACGACGGCCCUGCUGAGCGCUCUGCUGCCGUACUCGAUGGUUGCAAGCAUGGUGGCGUCACCGGGCGCGAUUGACGAACGCUACCCAGUGAAAACGUUCUGCGCGUGGUUAAGCGACUUUGACGCGUUCCCGCGUCAAGCGAUGGUCCUCUUGACGAGCCCUGAGCGUUUCGGUCUCAUCAAGCACCACGAUGCCCCAGAUGCUGCGCGGGAUGCCGCCGGUGGCUCUAGAGGCAACGCGCACCACUUCGCUUCGAAUCUAAGCCACAUAGACGCGGGCGUGUCAGGGGACCAGUGCUAUUGUUAUCAUGGGGCAAACUGGAACGACGUCAACCACGUCAUCGUGUCUUGUACGGAGCAGCUCAUGUACAGCGCGUUACCGCAGUGGGUCAAGCUUGUCCCCGAGCGCACCCUGCCCGACCUGUUGGACGACCUCGAGCGGAUAGUGCUACCGGACGCCGUGUCUUACAACCAGUCCAAGGAUAAGGAAUCCCCCGCUGCCAUCCGCGACGCCGAGUAUGCCGGCCUCUCUCCCCUACAGAUCAGGGACGUGCUGAUGUACUUGUACGGCAACCGCUGGAAGAGUCGAGUGAAGCCGGGCGCGCUUAAGCCCAUCAAGGAGCAGCACUUCUUGCCGAAGCCGUGCUUCCAGCAGCCCAUCCCAAUGUUGGAUGAACGGGAGGAACGCCGCAAGCGUCGCGCGCAGCUUGUGAGUCAAGCCUAG